This is a messenger RNA of Cokeromyces recurvatus, 753 nucleotides long. Its product is annotated as succinate dehydrogenase cytochrome b560 subunit. The coding region runs from base 98 to 640 and encodes 180 amino acids. Gene Ontology annotation, biological process: mitochondrial electron transport, succinate to ubiquinone; tricarboxylic acid cycle. Lineage: Eukaryota; Fungi; Mucoromycota; Mucoromycetes; Mucorales; Mucoraceae. Gene Ontology annotation, cellular component: membrane. The record is from RefSeq and is a predicted model, not a curated record. Gene Ontology annotation, molecular function: electron transfer activity; succinate dehydrogenase activity. The transcript has 5 exons.
CACAUUUUGAGUCUUUUUUUGUUCUUUAACAAUAACUUUCACACCCCACUCUCUCUUUUUUUUUUUUUUUACAUACAUUAAUAUUAAUACAUCAAUUAUGCUGGCUACUCGUGGUAUAUUAAGAACUAUCGCUCAAAAUCCUGUUGCAUUAAGAAGCACUUUUGCUGCUGCUCCUUCUUUUGGUGUUAGACAUUUCAAUGCUUCUCAUAAGGUACAGGAACAAUGUGCUGCUGCUGAGUCAGAACUUUUGCGUCAACAGCGCAAGCUUCGUCCAGUUUCUCCUCAUCUUUCUAUUUACCAACCUCAAAUUACUUGGUAUUUAUCAGCUGCUCAUAGAGUUACUGGUGUUGCAUUAGGCGGCGCAUUUUAUUUGAGCGCACUUGCUUAUCUUGCUGCACCAGCAUUUGGUGCCACUGUGGAUACAGCCAGCAUUAUUUCAACUGUAGCUGCCGCACCUGUAGCUGCUAAAGUAGUUGCAAAGACAACGGUUGCUUUCCCUUUUGUUUUCCAUUGUCUUAAUGGUGUUAGACAUUUGGUUUGGGAUGCUACAAAAAUGCUUAACAUUAAGGAUGUUUAUAGAUCAGGUUAUAUGGUUCUUGGUGGAACUGUUGUUGGUUCUUUAUAUUUGGCUCUUAUGUAAUUAUUUUACAUAAUAAAGAAUAUCAAUUUAGUAAUACAUGUAAUAGAAAAGAUAUGACUUUAAAAUCAUAAGUGAUAGAUAUUAUUUUAACUGAAUGCAACUAUAUAAAAUAU